UGUGAAGCUCCAUUUGUCUGGCUGUACAGAGUGCGAAUUUUGGUUGUUGGAGUAUGGAAGAACAAGGGCAGGUGGUCCAGCUCACGCAGGAGGAGCAUGCGGCACACUUGGCGCAGAUGGAACAGCAGCUCAAGGUGUUCUGGGCAGGGCAACUGGCAGAGAUGGAAAAGCUUGAAGUGGGCAGCGAACAAGAUUUCAAGAACCACAACGACCUGCCACUCGCCCGAAUCAAACGCAUUAUGAAGUCGGACGAAGAUGUGCGGAUGAUCAGUGCAGAAGCUCCCGUUCUUUUUGCCAAGGCGUGUGAGAUGUUCAUUUUGGAGCUCACGCUGCGGUCGUGGGGGUACUCUGAAAAGAACAAGCGUCGCACAUUGCAAAAGGAAGACAUUCAAACUGCGAUUCGGAAUACCGACAUCUUCGACUUCCUCGUCGAUGUCAUCAACUAAAUGAGUUGUCUUGUCCGACCACGGCGUUGGCAAUUCAGCCCCUAUGCCACAUGUCCCCUCUGUAUGUCUUGAUGAUCCUCCCAAAGGGAUUUCUGUGCAAGCUCUCAACCAACUGCGCUCACGGUUCUAUUUGGCGCCUAAAAUAAUUUGAUACCCCGUAAUUCUUGCGCUUCUCGA
This is a messenger RNA of Aphanomyces invadans, 623 nucleotides long. RefSeq lists its product as hypothetical. Gene Ontology annotation, biological process: regulation of DNA-templated transcription. The coding region runs from base 54 to 446 and encodes 130 amino acids. Gene Ontology annotation, molecular function: protein heterodimerization activity; DNA-binding transcription activator activity, RNA polymerase II-specific. The transcript has 2 exons. Gene Ontology annotation, cellular component: nucleus. The record is from RefSeq and is a predicted model, not a curated record. NCBI's taxonomy places the organism in Eukaryota, Oomycota, Saprolegniomycetes, Saprolegniales, Verrucalvaceae.